Molecule: messenger RNA, 153 nt
Organism: Trichoderma atroviride IMI 206040
Lineage: Eukaryota; Fungi; Ascomycota; Sordariomycetes; Hypocreales; Hypocreaceae
Source: RefSeq, a predicted model, not a curated record
AUGGAUCCAGUCAUGUUGCUGCAGUCAAUGGGCCUGGUUACCGGUCCUCCGACGUCACAGUUGUUGUUUUCAGAUCAACGAGUCGUAACACUUCGAUCUCCCCAGAAGUUCUUUGACAUGGCCGCCAAACCACGAUUCUUGGACCUGAGCUAG